AUGCCCACGCAGGGUAUGGUCGUCUCGGCGAGCGCCGCGUCCGGGUUCCUUCCCCGGCGCGCCGCACCCGGCCGACGCGUCACCGCCUCCCCGCGCGCCGUCUUCGACGGAUCGGCCGCUUCGACGAUGAGGUCUUCGGGCUCGAGAUUAUCCAUCCAUCGGGCCCGAUCGCCGCGCGUAUCCGGGGGUACCCCCCGCGGCCGGAGGCUCACCGCGCGCGUGUCCGCCAUCGGCAGGUUCUUCGGCGGCGGCGGCGGCGGCGCGUCCGACGACGACGACGGCAAGGCUGUCUUCGCCGCCAAGUCCCGCCGGCAGGUUCGCAUCCCGGGCUUCGUCUUCGCCGUGUCCCCCGCGGUCGUCAACGGCGAAGACGCGGACGCGCUCGCCGCGCUGGAGGCUGCCGUCGCGUCCGGCGCCACGGCCGUCAUCCUCGCCGACGACACCGGCGAUGCCACCACCAGGGAGCUCUUCAACGCCGCGCUCGCGCUCAAGGAGUCGCUCAGGGGAAGAGCGUCGCUGCUCGUCGCCGACCGUACCGACAUCGCCGCAUCCGCCGAGUGCGACGGAGUGGUCCUGUCCGACGACGGCGUCCCCGUCGUCGUCGCGCGCAAGAGCCUGAGCUCGGCGUCGGGAGUCGUCGCGUGCGGGGUCAAGGACGAGCAGGCGGCGCUCAUCGCGGCCAAGGAGGGCGCGGACCUCAUCCUCGCCCCGAACGGCAGAGUCGCCGACGCGGUGCGAGGGAAGAUCUCGGUACCGGUGUUCGCGUCGCCGAGGAACGGGUGGGCGGGGGUGAGCGCGCCGGACGCUAUCCAGGCGCUGGUCGACGCGGGUGCGAAGGGAGCGGUGCUGCCCACGCCGCCGCCGAGCGUCGACGUCGCGAGGGGUAUCACCGCGGCGCUGGCGCCGAUCGCGGCGGCGGUGAAAAAGGAUUCUGAUGAUUCCGAGCCCGGCGCGGCUCCCUCGGCGUCUACCACUCCAACCCCGGUCGGGACCUCGGUUGGGACGACCACCAUGGCCGGUAAGAUCAUCGAUCCGACCACGCAGGCCCUGUUGGAGCGCGAGCGCGUCCUCCUCGACGACGCCGUGGCGUUUCUCGUCGAGUCGACGCCCUCGCUUGAGGAGAUCGGGCUUCUUGUGGAGGCCCGGAAAGGUCUGGAGGAGCUCUUCCUGCUCGUCAUCGUCGGCGAGUUCAACGCGGGCAAGUCGUCGGUUAUUAACGCGAUGCUCGGUCAGAAGGCGCUCAAGGAGGGAAUCCUGCCCACCACGAACGAGAUCACCGUGUUGAAGUUUGGGAACGAACCGAGAACCGAGCAGAGCAAAGAUGGGUUCUACACGCAGCUCAUCCCCGCCGAUCUGCUCCGCGAGGUGAACAUCGUGGACACCCCGGGGACGAACGUGAUCCUCGAGCGUCAGCAGAGGCUCACCGAGGAGUUCGUGCCGAGGGCGGACCUCGUGCUCUUCGUCCUGAGCGCCGAUAGGCCGAUGACCGAGUCGGAGGUUAAGUUUCUGAGCUACAUCCGCAAGUGGGGCAAGAAGGUGGCGUUCGUGGUCAACAAGUGCGACCGGCUGGAGAACCAGGGCGAGGUGGACGAGGUGAAAGGGUUCGUCGCGGACAACGCCGAGCGGUUGCUCGGCGUGACGGACCCGGCGGUGCUCCCAGUCUCCGCCAAAGCCGCGCUCGCCGCAAAGGAAAGAGGCGGGAGCGAAACCGACUUUGCGCAACUCGAGGAUUACAUCCUGAGCUUCCUGGGCGCCGGGGACAAGAAGGGCAAGAACUCCGGCGAGGGUCUCCGCCUGAAGCUCGGCACGCCGCUCCAGGUGGGCACGAUGCUCUUCGGCGCCGCGGAGGAGAUCUUGGCGCAGGAGCGAGCCGAGGCUGUGGAGGAGCUCUCGCAGGCGGAGGGCGUGGACGCGGCUAUGGACAAGUACCGCGAGGCGAUGGAGGCGGACUUUGGCGCGCAAGUGCAGGCGGUGCGCACGGCGGUGAUGGGCGCGGUGGGCCGGUGCGACGACCUGCUGGACGCCACCCUGCGCCUGACGAACGGCGCGGACCUGUUCACCACGUACGUCCUGGGCAACGGAGCCAACGGCGCCAUCCGAGAACGGUACAAAAAAGAGGUGCUCGGCGACUCCGAGGCUAAACUCCGCGCCGCCAUCAAGGAGCACACCGGGUGGCUCGCGCGCAACAACGAUAACCAGCUCCGCGCGUACGCCGACGCCGUCCGCGCGCGCGGGUUCGAUCCGUCCGCGACGGAUUUGAACCUCUUCGAGCGAGAGGAACGCAUCGCAGCAGAGGAAGCGGAGGCCAUCGCCGCCGUCCGAGCGGAGGUGGCGGCGAAGCAGACGGCCGCCGCCGAGGCCGAGGCGAAGGCCGCCGAGGCGAAGGCUGCCGAGGCGAAGGCGAGGGCCGCCGCGAAAGAGGCCGCGGGCGACGACGGGGCCGCCGCGGGUGACGGAGCGGAUGAUUCGAACGAUGAUUCAAAGGAGAAUUCGUCGUCGCUGGCGGAUGAACUCGCCGGCCCCGCGCCCGCGCAAACCUCCGCGUCGUCGCUCAUCACCCGCGCCUCCUCCGAUCUCACGUCCCCGGCCACCGUCGCGGCCGGGUUCGACCAGGCGGGCGCCGCGCGGCUGCUCGAGGAGGAGGUCAAGGAUGCCGUGUACUCCACGGUUGGCGCCGCGGGAGCGUCUUUCUUCUUCGCCGUGUUCCUCUCCGGUUUUCUCGAUAACUUCGCCGAGGACGUGCUCGCCUUCUCGCUCACCGCGGCGGUCGGGUACGUCUCCGUGCUGUCGCUGCCGCUGAAGCGCGCGGAGACCAAGGCGAAAGCUCGCGCCGUCGCGGAGAGUUUCUUGGACGAGGUGGAGGGCGCGAUGCGGGCGGAGUUUGAGCGAAAGGUUGGCGCGACGACGGCGCAGGUUCGCGCGACGACGGCGCCGUGGGUCGCGAGCGCGCGAGAGGCGGAGGCGGCGGUCGCGGCGAGCCAAUCGAGACGGGAUCGCAUCGCGGAAGACAUGGACCAGCUCCAGAGGGACGUGCAGAGCAUCUGA
Messenger RNA from Micromonas commoda, 3045 nucleotides. RefSeq lists its product as hypothetical. The coding region runs from base 1 to 3045 and encodes 1014 amino acids. Gene Ontology annotation, cellular component: chloroplast membrane. The transcript has a single exon. Lineage: Eukaryota; Viridiplantae; Chlorophyta; Mamiellophyceae; Mamiellales; Mamiellaceae. The record is from RefSeq and is a predicted model, not a curated record. Gene Ontology annotation, biological process: thylakoid membrane organization. Gene Ontology annotation, molecular function: GTP binding.